This is a messenger RNA of Chara braunii, 728 nucleotides long. The record is from the annotation of a GenBank genome assembly. NCBI's taxonomy places the organism in Eukaryota, Viridiplantae, Streptophyta, Charophyceae, Charales, Characeae.
UGAGCACUUCACUUUUAAUAGGGCAUCCUCCAUGCAACCUCAUGCCACCAUUGCCAUUUCGAGGAGAUUGCACAGAGCUGGUUGGGGGUUGCCUCUGGACCUGCUGGAGAGGGUGCAUCGUGUGAUGGAGGAGGAGAGCAACAAAUCUGAGCAUGAUAUCGACAUGCAAGAUAUUAUAGCGGUUGGUGGAGGAGGUUUUGGGAUUGGAGAAGACUCUGAUGAGGGAGUUUGUGAGCAGCCCAACAGUGGACAAGGGAUGGUGGCCAUUGGAGGGCUUGGAGCACUCAGCCUAAGGCUCAAGAGCAGGGGGGAGGAUGGGCCCACCAUUGCAGGAGGGUGGUUGAAGUUGGAGAAGGAUUGGGUGGACGAGGACUUGGAGGGUGACACAACGAAUGUCACAUAUGUCGGUGAUGACGAUGAGGUCGGUGGAACGGCCACUCGUUCUCCUACAGGCAACACCAACGUUGCUCUUGCUCCAUCUACUACGAUGUCGGCAUCUAUGCAGAGGUUGGGGGAGGUAGAGGAGGUUGCAGAGGGGGACGAGGUUGAGGAUGUUGCGGAUGCGGAGGAUGAGAGUGAUGAGGAUGAGGACGACGUUCCAGGCGAUGAGUGGGUGGACAAGAGGUCAGACUCCGAGAGAUCGUGAACGAGGAGGGAGGAGAUCCAUCCAUAUGUGUUGGGCGCACACUUCAGUGAUCGAUUGAGAGACUAACAUGCACAGAGGGAGC